This is a messenger RNA of Asparagus officinalis (garden asparagus), 3108 nucleotides long. RefSeq names its product ubiquitin carboxyl-terminal hydrolase 2-like. Lineage: Eukaryota; Viridiplantae; Streptophyta; Magnoliopsida; Asparagales; Asparagaceae. Gene Ontology annotation, cellular component: cytosol; nucleus. The transcript is spliced from 2 exons. Bases 943 to 2820 code for a protein of 625 amino acids. The record is from RefSeq and is a predicted model, not a curated record. Gene Ontology annotation, molecular function: cysteine-type endopeptidase activity; cysteine-type deubiquitinase activity; zinc ion binding. Gene Ontology annotation, biological process: protein deubiquitination.
AAAAAGUCCUAAUUUUUUUGAGCUACAAAAAACCCUAAAAUCCUUGAAAUUGGGGAAGAUGAUGACCAGAAUGAUCCCAUUCUCUAAGCUUUCCUCCAUUAUUAUGAUUCAUUUGAGAUGGCACCUCACGAAGCUAGGGCUCAGAUUCAUUCAGCUCUCGGCUCUCUAUGUUGCCUACAUGUCCCCCUCUUUAUGUUGUGCUUUAUCAUAAUUUUCUCUUAAUCGUCUACAAUUAUGAAAUUUUGAUAACUUUAUUAUGCAAGUUUAAUAAAAUGCGGGAAAUUUGGGUGAACACGUGGGUUCAUUUGAUUUAUUUAAUUGAUUUUUUUUAACAAGCAAUUGGGUUGCCAUUAUUCCAUAAAAUUAGGGGUGUAUUUGCAGUACUUUUUGUUUGAACCACGACGUUCGUACAUUCUUCCCGCUUUCUCUUUCUGUCUUACUGUGUUCAAGGAAAAGAAUUCAGCUUUCUUCUCACGACCCAGAAGCCAUUUCUGCUAAUCCUCAAGUAAAUUCCCUUAAUCCCCUUUGGUUGUUUCUGCUAAUUUGUCCUUUAUGUGAUUGAUAUAUUGUGUUCUUCUAAUUUCAUUGGAAUAUUUCUGCAUGGGUUUGCUCUAAUCUUACUGCCCAAUUGAUUAAAAUCUUCAAGUUUCAUGCAUAUUAUUGUGUGGGUUCUUUUCAAAACUCUGAUGGCGCAACUGGGUUUUCUCUAGACAUGUUAAUUUCUUUUUGCUUCUUUAUGUUUGUUCAAGAUUAUAAUCUACUUGAUUACAUUCUUUUUUCGUCAUCGGUUAAAAUCUUGUGUUUUAACAAGAAAUUAAUUUGUGGGUUCUUGUAAAAAACUCUGAUGUAUCAAGAUUUUCCUUUCUCCAAUCUUACCUAUUAUUGCGGGAAAUCUCAGAAUUUAAUCCUCUUGAAUUGGAUCACGUUCUUGACCAAGAACCGAUGGCGAGAACGAAGAGUCAAAGCCGCCCUCGUCCCCGUCCCUACAUUUGUAGACAUCAUACUGGCGGAAGCAUUAAGAGGGAGCGAAUUCUCGGAAGAAUCAAGUCUUCUGCGAGCAUGGGCUUUGCAUGUCAAACAUGUAAUAAUAAGGUAAAGGAUAGUCUCGAUAUGCCACCGAAGAAGAGGAUGGAAGUAGUCCCUGAGGGAACUGUUCACUGGGUUUGUUGGAUUUGUGAAGAGAGUUUCUGUGGUGUUGAGAAUGAAUAUGGUCCUAGUGGCCAUGCAUUUGAUCAUGGGAAGAAAGAUAAACAUUCAUUUUCUAUCCGAGUAGACAAACCGAGUGAAUUAUAUUGUUUUGUUUGUGAGAUAUAUCGACUGGUUACAACUGAGGAAGAGAAGAAUUUGGAGGACGAGGACAAUGAGAGGCCAAAAAUGUUUGUCAGAAAAUAUGCGAAAGGAAUGCAGCAGCAAAAAUUCAAUUAUCCAUGUAGGUUUAAGGGUUUGCCUAACCUUGUGAACACAUGCUACUUCAACGCAGCCUUGCAAAAUCUUUUUGCCAUGGACAGACUUGGGCAGUGUCUUGCGAACUUGGAGAUGCCUGUUGGCUAUGUUACUGGAGCAUUAAAGAGGCUCUUUAAUGAAACAUAUGAUGAUUUCAGAGUUACCAUACAGCCUCAAGAGCUCCUUGAUUUUGUUCAGAAGGACCAGAGAUUUGUGGCUGGGAUUCAGCAUGACAGUCAUGAGUUGCUCCUAUAUUUGCUUGAUAAGUUGCAGUCAGAAGGAAUGAGUUUUGUGGAUGAGAUAUUUAGAGGAGAAUUCUCUAGUAUUCUGUGUUGUGAUCGAUGUGGAAAAACUUCGACAACACAUGAUCCUCUUCUCGAUCUUUCACUGCAGAUUCCUACAAAGAUACAUCCGAAUGAGAGGAAUGAAAUUAUUUCACCUAAGACUGAUGUGCCUUUGAAGGUACAUCCAAAUGAGAGGAACGGCAUUAUUUCACCUAAGAUUAAUGUGCCUGCUGUGGAGAAACAUGAAGGAAGCCAAGAUGGAGGGGUUAUAGAGAAAUCUUUGACUGUUGACAGUGAUGAAGAAGUAAAUGUAAAUGUAUGCUCAAUCAAGCCUGCUGUGGUUUUUGACACCACUAUACCAAUUUCUUGGAAUUUAAAUGCACUUAACCAUGAUGAGGUUUGUGAGGUUGAUGACAUGAGUGGUCCUCUGUCAAUUGAGAAGUGCUUGGUCUUAUUCACAGAACCUGAGGAUCUGCUUGACAAUCACUGUGUUCAUUGUUCACCGCCUCUUCAACACCAGAAGCCAUCAGAAGCAUCUGAGUUUCAAGGUAGCAGAGUUAAAUCUGAAAGUGAGAAGAAUUUAGGUUCACCAAGCAAAAGCAGUAAUCAGCAGGAUGUUGGAUGUAAUGGCCACAUUUUAGCUCCUUCACUUGGAAAUGAACAGCUAAGAAAGGAUGAGGAUAUGAAAACGAAAUGUAAGGAGGUCAAGAGGAAAUUAAUUAAAAAGCUUCUUUUUAAGAGGCUCCCAUUUAUUUUAACAAUUCAGCUAAAGAGAUUCUUCCAAUUGAAAUCUGGAAAAUUCAAGAAAAUUGAAGGGCACGUUGUCUUCCAUGAAAUGCUUGAUUUCAUGCCAUAUAUGGAUUCCAGAUUUGUGGGGGAGGAGAAGUAUGUCUAUCGUCUCAUAGGAAUCGUGGAGCACCUGGGAUCCAGCAUGACUUUUGGCCAUUACGUUGCAUACGUAAGAGCAGAACAAAACCAAGAGGGGAAAGACUCCUGGUUUAAGGCUGAUGAUACUGAAAUAGAGGAAGUUUCACUAAAAGAAGUCCUUAAAAGAAAUGCAUAUCUUUUGUUCUACGAAAGAACGUGCUAUUGAGGUAUGCUUCGACAAACCAACAGAUCUAAAGAUCCACAAACCAACCGAUCUAAAGAUCCCAACUCCUGUCAAAAUUUGCUUUAUGCUUGAGAACACGAAGUAAUUCCUAAUUUGUCUGUAGUUAUUGUGAAUAUCCUCAGCAAGUUCAAUGGAGAAAUUUUGUGGCCCAUGUAAUUGCAUAGUAACAAUUGUUAGGAAAAUAUCGUGGGGUUUUACACACUUCUCUUUAUUAUGCUUGUGAUGGUAUCCCAAAGCUAUUUGAUCAGUUUCUUGCCAGAUCUUUGACAA